Castor canadensis (American beaver) is the source of this 3877-nucleotide messenger RNA. Lineage: Eukaryota; Metazoa; Chordata; Mammalia; Rodentia; Castoridae. The record is from RefSeq and is a predicted model, not a curated record.
GAGCUGAUGCAACAGAACGGGAUUGGGUAUGUGUUAAACGCCAGCAGCACGUGCCCAAAGCCUGACUUCAUCCCUGACUCCCACUUCCUGCGAGUGCCUGUGAAUGACAGCUUCUGUGAGAAGAUUUUGCCAUGGCUGGACAAAUCGGUGGACUUCAUUGAGAAAGCAAAAGCCUGCAAUGGCUGUGUCCUCGUGCACUGCCUGGCCGGGAUCUCCCGCUCCGCCACCAUCGCCAUCGCCUACAUCAUGAAGAGGAUGGACCUGUCUUUAGAUGAGGCCUACAGAUUUGUGAAAGAGAAGAGACCUACUAUAUCCCCAAACUUCAAUUUUCUGGGCCAGCUCCUGGACUACGAGAAGAAGAUAAAGCAGCAGCCCGGCACGUCAGGGCCGAAGAGCACGCUCAGGCUGUUGUACCCGGAGAAGCCACACGACCCUGUCCCCACAGUCCCAGAAGGAGGGCAGAAGAGUGAGCAGCCCCUCAGUCCACAUCCACCCUGUGCCAACUCUGCUACCUCAGAGGCAGCAGGGCGCAGGCCCGGCAUCCAGCCACUGCUCUUGGACAGUCCACUGGCACAUGCGCUUGGCGGGCUCCACCUGUCCUCAGACAGGCUGGAGGACAGCAGCAAGCUCAAGCGCUCCUUCUCUCUGGACAUCAAGUCGGUCUCCCACUCAGCCAGCAUGGCCGCAUCCUUGCAUGCCUUCUCCUCGUCAGAGGACGCUCCUGAAUACUACAAACCCGCCGCCACUCUCGAUGGGACCAACAAGCUCUGCCAGUUUUCCCCAGUUCAGGAAGUGUCAGAGCAGAGCCCAGAAAGCAGCCCUGACAAGGAGGAGGCCCACGUUCCCAAGAAGCCCCCACCUCCCAGGCCUGCAGACAGCCAGAGCAAGCGGUUGCACUCAGUCAGAACCAGCAACAGCGGUGCCGCCCAACGGUCCUUCGUCUCCCCACUGCACCGAAGUGGGAGCAUGGAGGACAAUCACCACCCCAGCUUCCUUUUCGGCCUUUCCACCAGCCAGCAACACCUCACCCAGUCUGCCACCGGGCUGGGCCUCAAGGGCUGGCACUCGGACAUCUUGGCUCCGCAGACCUCCGCCCCCUCCUUGACCAACAGCUGGUACUUUGCACCAGAGCCAUCGCACCUGUACCCAGCCUCAGCCAUCUAUGGGGGUGCUGCUGCCUACUCUGCCUGCAGCUGUAGCCAGCUGCCCACCUGCAGCGACCAGGUCUAUUCCGUGCGUAGGCGGCAGAAACCCAGCGACAGAGCGGACUCCCGGCGGAGCUGGCAUGAGGAGAGCACCUUUGAAAAGCAGUUCAAGCGCAGAAGCUGCCAGAUGGAAUUUGGAGAGAGCGUUAUGUCGGAGAGCAGGUCGCGGGAGGAGCUGGGGAAGGUGGGCAGCCGCUCCAGCUUCUCGGGCAGCAUGGAAAUCAUCGAGGUGUCCUGAGAAGAGACCCUCUGACUUCUGGUGACAGCUUUUUUCUUGUUCACAAAAAAUGUUCCCUGUAAAUCUGAAAUCUAUGUAUGUACAUACAUAUAUAUUUUUGGGAAACGGAGCUCUGGUGUAAAAGUGAAGAUGGAUCUGCAUAGUUGUUCUCGACAUCUGCACGGUGUUUCUCUUGACAAACAUGGAAGGGCAGACGCCGGAGCCCUGCCCGUGGAGCGUUGUCUCGCUCCCCAAAAGCAGGUUCACCUGACAUUAGAGGACAGAGCCCUGGCCGUUUUCAUUGUUACUCAGAUCUCCAAACCCGCCUCUGUCCAGUCCCUCCUGCAGCGCACCUUACGCUGAGCCUGAGCCAGCCUGGGGGUCAGGUGGGGAGACCCUCUUAAGAGAAGUGAUCCUGUCCAAAGCUGAUUCACAAAGCCAAGCUCACCCCACAGCUGAGUGAUUCAAGCAUCGUUCUGCUGGACGGACCAUUAGGGCCUUGCCCAGAUGUACUCUAGAACAAACCCAGUACCUCAGACAUGACAGUCGGGCCUUCCACCACCACCAGCACGUCCGCUAGUCCCUUUCUAGGCAUUGUGAGUAGGUAGGUAGGUAGCCAGUCACACUUUGCAGACCAGUUGUGACAGUCUGUGUGCAAAAUUCCAGUUGGGCCUGGAGGGAGUGGUUAACAUUUGUUUCCUCUUCUCAGCUUUAGAGGAGAAAAUCCUAGGAUUCAACUUAGGAACCCGGCAUGAUGAUUUAAGCAAGGUUGGGAGGCUGAGCAAGUCUACCUCCCUCUUCCAAAAUCAAAGCAUUGUUCCAAUGGGAUUACCAGUCCUUAACUGAAGGGUAGAUUGCUUUAAAGUGAAGUGAGGACUGUUUGCAUUAUAGCAGCACCGUCAUGUUCUCGGCCGAAGUGGGUGGUUUCCAUUUCUGUUCCACCGCCUGAGGCACGUGAGAAUGCAACACGGCGGAUUUUAUAGGGAACCUCCUAGUGAGAAGGACCAUGGAACAUUCGGGAAGGUGAAAUGGCCAAGGACAAGCUUCCUCUCCUCAGCAUGUGAGGAACGGGUACUUCCCUAAAUUACCUUCCUCAGACUUCCAAAUUUACCAUAGGGCCGAUGCAGAGUACACCAGAGCAGGAAGGCGGGGAAAGCGGUUGAAUUUUCUUUCGAGGUGAGUAGAGUGCAAAGCCAUAACCUAGAGAUUUUCAAAAACUAUCCCCAGCACAGGUUGAGUAGAAGGGAUGUGAAGAGAAAGCAAGAGCAAGGUGGCUUCCGGUCCUCACCUACAAUCACUGUAUGGACUCAAGCCGGCAGCUGAGCUUAGUGACAGGACGCAUCUGCCUUACACUUCCUGGCCCGAGUUUUACCCACUACAGCAUUUUGGGAGGUGGGGACGUAGGGAAGGGGUUGUCCUUUGCUUAAGUGUAGCUAGGUGCUGACUCUUACCUCAGGUUUUUCAGUCUGAGAAGUGGAUAGUUCUUUGUCUAGGAUGUGACUUAAGUGUUUCCUAUGGUGACUGCUAAAACCAGCAUAGAAGGACACAAUUCAGAAGUGGCUUGGUCAUGAGGACUGUGAGUCUCACGUCCGUGUGCGGAAGUGCUGCGAUGUGAUGUGAGACAGGCAGGAGCACGUGACCAUGCUGAGAAGUUCUGUCAUACACACUUAAACCUUUAUGUAAUCAAGCGUUCUCAAGGUAUACACACAGCAAAUGUAACAGCUCACCACUUCCAGAAUCUGGUCACAUCUGUCACACAUCUUUCAGAGAUGAAAGCAGUAGCUCCAUCGAUCAGUACGUUCAGGAGAGCUGGGGAACCUGAUUAAUGACAUCUUUAGGCAAAACUUCCUUGUGUCAUUAGGGUUUCUCUUGGCCAGGGUCACCUUCCUUCCCAUGACUGACGUAGCCACACACUACAGCCAUCAGUCCUUCGUCACUAACAUCAGAUAAUCAGAUCUUGGCAUGAGGACUGUCCUGGAGCUGCAGGUGUGGGUGGUACGGCUGGCUCUCAGCUCUCCUCAGCAGGUAGGGAGUCAUGGGGAAUCUGGAAUCCUCGGGGGUUGCAGGAUGGUGAUGUGAAAGAGCAAAGCUAGACGGCUGUGAGAAAUGCGGGGAGAUGGUUCAGGACAUUUGUAAACUUAGGUGGAAAGCCUGUAUAAAUGUUUAAUAUGAAUAUAGUGUUCGUUUGGAGUGAGGCAAGCUGUUGAAUGGUUAAUUGUGCAUUUCUCAUUGAUGUGUCAUGUAUGUUAAUAUGAUGAAAUAAAAUCAAAACUGGUACCUGUUUCUACAUGAAUGAGUAAGGGCCUCUCUUUGCAGCUAUAAACUCGGUGGGAACAGCAAUACCUAUGUGUGGAACCUGUCCUGUCCUCCCAGAGGCAGUAGUGCAAAGAAAAGUGGUGCUCUCACGGGUCACCGGCUGACACUCCAGUGCCUGCCUGCCACCUUUAACGUGCAU